CCUGGUUCUAACUAUACUUUACCAUGUCUGGACCGAAUAAGCGUUUAAUAUAUACUCAGACGGAGUUGCAGCGUUUUGUUGCGCGAUCCUGCUCAAUGGAACCCCUUAGCUUGAUCACGCUCGCUCUCUGAUCGUAAGGGAAUGCCCUUCGACGCUUCUCUGGCGCUUUGGACCACGCUUUGGUUCGGGGGCCGCAUUCGGGAGCAAAUCGGAGCAGAGCGGAGCUUUCAAGCGGAGCAAAGGCGCGCGAAGCGUUGCGGACAAGGCGUUCGGCAAGUCGCUGAAAGCAAAAGGGCAUGCACAGCUGUGCGGGCGGGCUACUUGCUUGCCAUGCGGGUCCUGCUUGCCGUGCCUUCGUGUCUACCCGUCGCUUUACAGUUCACAGCUUUGUGCAAUACCUUUCCACAUCUUCCAUCGUGCCACCCCCACCUCCCCAAGACCCUCAGGACUUUUGGCGCGGUACUUCCCCUGUCUGCCUAUCCAGGCCGCAGGGCCCGCGUGCCCUUGGGGAAAGGGCGUGUGUGCCGUUGGGAUCCGGCCUGUGCGCCGCAAGCAACGGGCUUUGCGCCCUUGCCUUAUGGACAAUGGACGGCAUACGUGCCCUUAUGAUACGGCCUGUGUGCCGCAAGCAAUGGGCUCCGCGCCCUUGCUUUAUGGACAAUGGACGGCAUACGUGCCCUUAUGAUACGGCCUGUGCGCCGCAAGCAAUGGGCUCCGCGCCCUUGCUUUAUGGACAAUGGACGGCAUACGUGCCCUUAUGAUACGGCCUGUGUGCCGCAAGCAACGGGCUCCGCGCCCUUGCUUUAUGGACAAUGGACGGCAUACGUGCCCUUAUGAUACGGCCUGUGCGCCGCAAGCAACGGGCUCCUCGCCCUUGCUUUAUGGACAAUGGACGGCAUACGUGCCCUUAUGAUACGGCCUGUGCGCCGCAAGCAAUGGGCUCCGUGCCCUUGCUUUAUGGACAAUGGACGGCAUACGUGCCCCUAUGAUACGGCCUGUGCGCCGCAAGCAAUGGGCUCCGCGCCCUUGCUUCAUGGACAAUUUACGGCGUACGUGCCCUCAUGAUACAGCCUGUGCGCCGCAGGCAACGGGCUCCGCGCCCUUGCUCCAUGGACACUUCACGGCGUACGUGCCCUCAUGAUACGGCCUGUGUGCCGCAGGCAACGGGCUCCGCGCCCUUGCUUCAUGGACAAUGCGCCGCGUACGUGUUCUUAUGAUACGGCCUGUGCGCCGCAAGCAACGGGCUCCGCACCCUUGUUUUAUGGACAAUUCACGGCAUACGUGCCCGUAUGAUGUGACCUGUGUGCCGCAAGUAACGGCUUCGCACCCUUGCUUUUGGGUAAUAGAUGGCAUACGUGCCCUUAUGAUACGACCUGUGUGCCGCAAGCAACGGGCUCCACACUCUUGCGUUGUGGAUUAUAGACGGCAUUGAAAUGCUUACGUGCCUUCGUUGUACAUGCCUUUGCGUUGUGGACAAUGUGUGGUCUGAGCGCCACGUUCGGAUACGGCGUGUGUGCCGCCAGCAACAGGCUUUGCGCCUCGCAUCAUGUGUCUUGCGAUAUGGCCCGUGUGCCGCAUGCAAUUAUGCUGCCUGCCCUGUCGUUAUGGACGCUUCGACUUGUUGCGUGCCCUGCUGCGUGCCCUGUCGCAAUACGCCUUGAGUGUACCGUGCACGGCAAGCCUGCGCCUCGCUAUUGCUUCGUGUUGACAACGGAGCGGGCUUACGUGAUCAUGCGUCACCCUGUACGUCUUGAGGUCCGCACGCACAUCAUACUAUCACGCGGCAUCACCCUUGUAGUUUGGCUGACGCACCCCAAGCCAACCUAUAUGCAUUCGAUGUGUGCGCUAGGCCCAAGUGCCGAAUUUGUUUUUCCGGAUAUUUCGCCCUCAGUGAGCGAUGUGGAGUUUUGUGCAGUUCGGCCAGCAUGCUAUUGCCCAGCCAAUAACAAUACCGCAUGACGCAUAAGCAUGCCUUCGUGCCCUGCACCAGGCAUCGGACGCUGUGUCACGCAGUGAGCCCGACCCUGCGCAACCAACAUUUUGUUGCGAGAUACGGUCGGAGCUGGGAUUACAGCCUGCCUGGUGGGUUUGGAUGGCGCCCGUGUGUUCGGCUGGGCUGUUGCUGCUCGCGGUGGGGCCCACCACCAAGUCACGGCACCCAUCCGCCCUCCCCUCUUGUUGGCCCACCCGCCUGUACACAUGCCAGUCACCCGCUCGCCAUCCUGUGAAAGCGGGUAGCCGACUUGGCAAGCGCUUUUCCUGACACUUGGCGCAGGUUUGAGUGGGAUACCAGAAUGGUCUGAAUGUAGUUGUUGGAUAACCAGUACACUGCGGUGUGUAGCUGGUUAGCGGGAGUGCCGUGCAUGAAACACGCUACUCGACCCGCCAUGCCCGCGCGAUGGUACCACCAACCGUUCAACCCAGAUCCAUGCCGGGGUAGCAUCGACCCCACAGUCAGACUGAUAGCUCCUAUCCAGGUGUCAGGCGCCAUGUAUGUAUCUGUGGACGCGUCAAGCUGGCUUGUGCCGUAGCGUUGGCCGCCUGUAUGGCACGCCCGGCAUCUGUGUCACGUUAUGGCCUCAUGCUUACCGUAGUC
This is a messenger RNA of Chlamydomonas reinhardtii, 2596 nucleotides long. RefSeq lists its product as uncharacterized. NCBI's taxonomy places the organism in Eukaryota, Viridiplantae, Chlorophyta, Chlorophyceae, Chlamydomonadales, Chlamydomonadaceae. The record is from RefSeq and is a predicted model, not a curated record. The transcript has a single exon. Bases 585 to 761 code for a protein of 58 amino acids.